AUGGAUCAAGAAAUAAGAUUUAAAGUUCUUACACUUAACUGCUGGGGCAUUCCAUAUAUAUCAAAGAAUAAAAAUGAAAGAAUAAAGGCUAUUGCUGAGCAAUUGUCUUCGAACGACUAUGAUGUUGUUUGCCUUCAAGAAGUAUGGUCUGCCAAGGAUUAUGAUAUGAUAAAGAAUAAAGUUAAAAAAAAAUUGAUAUACUCUCAUUAUUUUUACAGCGGUGUUCUUGGUUCAGGCAUAUGCGUUUUUUCAAAGUAUCCAAUUCAAGAUGUGAUGUUCUAUCAAUGGUCUUUGAACGGAUAUGUUCAUAAAAUUCAUCAUGGAGAUUGGUUUGGAGGCAAAGGAGUUGGAUUGUGCAGAUUAAGGGUUAUCGAUGCGAAUGUUAAUGUUUACGUUGCUCAUUUACACGCCGAAUAUGAUUGUGAAAACGACGAGUAUUCAGCUCAUCGAAUUCUUCAGGCAUUUGAUACGGCACAGUUUAUAAGAAUGACUGAACAAGGAGCAGAUGUUACGAUUCUUGGUGGUGAUCUUAACACCGGUCCAGAUGAUUUAGCUUACAGAAUUAUAAGUGGCGUUGCUUCCCUGACAGAUUCUUGCUCAACUCAUGGUAAUAAGGGAACUAGUGAAUGUGCCAAUAAUAGUUAUACAUGUCGUAAAGUUGCCAACAAAUCACCUCAAGGAAAACGAAUUGAUCAUAUAUUGUACUUAGGAUCAAAAAACUUUAAGGCGGAUGUUGUAAACUGUCAUCAACCAUUUCCGGACAGAAUUCCAAACAAAAAUUUUAGUUUUUCUGAUCAUGAAGCUGUUGAAACAGAAUUCAAAUUUACAAGAGGAGUAUACGAAGUAAAUAAUAUUGACAUAAGAUCCACAUUGAAAGAAGCUUCCCAUGUAUGUAGUGAAGCAUUACAAAAUGUAAGAAAACAACGUUUUUGGUAUUCAAUGAUGAGUAUUGUGCUAGUAAUACCCAUUAUCUAUUCAAUAAGUCUUGAUAUUACAUUUCAAUCAAUCGGAGCCAUCAUCGGAUUGAACAUUACUAAAUUUGAAUGA
Messenger RNA from Cotesia congregata, 1047 nucleotides. NCBI's taxonomy places the organism in Eukaryota, Metazoa, Arthropoda, Insecta, Hymenoptera, Braconidae. The record is from the annotation of a GenBank genome assembly.